This is a messenger RNA of Auxenochlorella protothecoides, 540 nucleotides long. RefSeq names its product Vacuolar protein sorting-associated protein 25. NCBI's taxonomy places the organism in Eukaryota, Viridiplantae, Chlorophyta, Trebouxiophyceae, Chlorellales, Chlorellaceae. Gene Ontology annotation, molecular function: protein homodimerization activity; structural molecule activity. Gene Ontology annotation, cellular component: ESCRT II complex. The coding region runs from base 1 to 540 and encodes 179 amino acids. The transcript is spliced from 4 exons. Gene Ontology annotation, biological process: protein transport to vacuole involved in ubiquitin-dependent protein catabolic process via the multivesicular body sorting pathway. The record is from RefSeq and is a predicted model, not a curated record.
AUGGCGGACUUUCCCAUGCCCGUCUUCUACAGCUACCCUCCCUACUUCACGCUUCAACCAGUGAAAGAGACACAGAGGAAGCAGCGCGAGUCCUGGAAAGACCUCAUCCUGUCCUACUGUUGCCACCAUAGGAUAUUCAUCGUCAGCCUGGACGCGGCCGCAGACGAGUUUCCCCUGUUUGAGAACAAGGCGAUCCAGCGCAAGCUGAGCCUGGAGGCCCGCUCCCUGCUCCUGGAGGACCUGGCGGCCUCGGGGCGGGGCCGGUGGCUGGGCCCCGACAGGCGCCGCCUGCUGGUCCUCUGGCGCGGCGUAGGCGAGUGGGCCGACGUGAUCCAUGCCUGGGCGCGGGGUAACGGCCUGGAGGACAGCGUGGUGAGCCUGGAGGAGCUGCUGGGCGGCGAGGAUGUCCGCGGCAGCGAGCUGGCGGGCAUGCCUCGCGAGCUGCUCUCUGCCGCGCUGCGCACGCUGGAGGAGCGGGGCAAGGCGCGCGUGUUCAGGGGCGACGCCAACGACGACACUGGGGUCAAGUUCUUCGCCUGA